AUGUACAGACGGGCCGACUGCCACAGCUCGAAUACCAAAGAUAAGUUUUUAGAAGACAGACAUACAACCAUCUUCAAUGUUAUACUCGACUUGUCAUUGGAGAUCGUGGCGGAGGUUGUUUGCUCAAAGCAGUUUUGCAUGCUUGUGUUUAACCCGUACUCUACAUUGAAAAUUGCAAGCCGAGCUCUACUUCCGCACAAAAGAAGAGGAACAAUCAGGAACUUCACCGAAGUGAAAGUGUUGCUGCGGGAAGACGCGUUCAACAGGACAAUUCGAAUACCUUCCAUUUGUGGCUUCGUCCAGCUGCAAUCAAACUCGCAUUAUUUUCCUGGCUCUCUCGAACACACGCCGUAUCUAGCAUCCAAAAACCACACUCCCGUCACGCUGGCGAGCCAAAGUCAUUCGGGCCGCCGCGCGCGAGCUUGGCAGAGGCGUGCCACACCAACUCUACAUAACAUCUCUGAACUCCGACUUCCUUUGGGUACUCAAGCAGACCAUCUGCUUCUGCACUCUUCCAAACCAAAGCAGGCAUACAACCACAUCAAUGUAGUUAGAGCAGAAGACAUUGAAGGCGCAAGGAUAGAACAACCCGAUCACGAGCCUUACGUCUCAUCCACACCUGGACCCUCACCCAAGUCUUCAGGCAGAAGUCUGAGCUCUAGCGAGGCUAGUAGAAUGUCUGUCCUAGACUCCGGUUCUGAGGAUCAGCGACGUCUCGCCGAGUUGGCAACAGCCAGACUUGAGAGACAGAGCAGAAGAAUCAUUGAUAAUGAUCCCACCAUCCCCAUCAGCAAGAUCGUAAACCCACAGAUAGCACGAAACCAUGCCUCUCAACAAUACUGGCCGACUUUUGAUCAUCCAGAGUCCAGUGAUGGCGAUUCAGCUUCAAUGAGUCUCCCAUCUAGAACUGACAAUAGGCAGCGAUCCAGGAGAGAAUGUCCUCUGGACGCCCAUGCAAAGGUCUUUUUACCCAGCUCGCGUGAGAGCUCUCUAUCCCGCAGUCAUGAGGUCCCUCGACAAGAAUCUGUUCAACUUAGCCUGGACGAUGGAGACUUCCAGCUCGUCACCAGCAAGAAGACCAAGCCUUCCUCCAGAUCUGUUGGUCUCAACGCCCAUGAGGUCAAAGUGGAUGACAAGCCGUCGACCAUUGCUGCUCCUUUCGACAGACACGAGAUCAACGAGGUCUUCGGAAACGAUCUUCCUCCUCUUUCCUACUUCCAGAGCAAUGUUGGACACGAACAUGGCCAAGUCGGAUUUGCUAUGCAUCCUAAUGGGGACAUCUCGGCACAGCAGUGGUCACAGAACGACUACCAGUGGUAUAACAUUGGUCAGUUCUCGAAUGUUCGCAGACGCACCGAAGGUACUUUGGCCUCCCAUCGAUUGUACGGUGAGAACGAGUCACAUUGUCUUCUUCGACAUACUCUGUGUUACUUCCGAGCAGUCUCUAAGCAGCAUGAGGCAUCGGCUAUGAACAUACCGUUUGGACUGAAAGAGUUACAGGCUGCAAUGCCCAAAGUCCCUAUCAGCCGCCCUUCACGUAAAGUUGCAGUGGCCGCUUCUAUCGUCGAGACACAGACUAAAUCAGAGUCGCUGUCGCGUCUCAGCGAGAACAAGCAACGGCCUGGGAAAUCGUCACUCGCACCGGAUUGCCAACCUUGGAUCCCUAGCUACGCUACCCGUAUCCGCAGCAACGACAAGCUACCCAUCACUCCCGACGCAUCUGCGUCGACCAAUUUUCCUUUCGAGCGUGACUUCUUGUCUUCUGCUGUAGACGACAACAUCACAUCGACCGGGGCAUACGACUAUUGGUCCCACGGUCUCACGCCUCUCAACAACCUCUCGUUUGGGACUUUCUCUUCGAGCGGAAACAGCGACUCCGUUGGCGACGCAUUACAAUUUCCCACUUUUGAGCAGUCUGCCCCAGACUACUCUAGCAUAAACGAGCACAGUCGUUAUCUAAACUCGUUCCUACCAAAGAGCGCGCCGCAAACAAUUGUGUCACAACUGCACUCGACGAUAGCAACUUCAGACUUCCCCAGCUUCCUCGAGAAGGCACAACCGCAAGUCGCUUCAUCAGACCGAUCAACCGCACCAAUGCCGCGCCAUGUCUCGAAGGCGAGUCUGGACAAGAUCUUUGAUACCGCUGCAGCUCGCAACGCACCUACUGCCACCGGCACUCGGACUGUGCUUCAUGAUCCUUUCCAGAUCCAGCCUCCUCAGAUCGCGCACACUGCACCUAGCGUGCCUAUGAUGCCACCUUAUGGCUCGGGCAUGAAGCACACUGACCCCUUGUGGUCAAGUAUUCCGAUCGGCGAAACACCCGCGGGAUACAUUCGUCAAGCAUCGUCUCACACAAGUAAUGACGACGACGAGGUCUUUGACCCUCUUGACAGUGUUCCUGACUACACUCCCCAGUCGAAGACCAUGGAAACUAUCACCAUCAAUCUCCCAUACAUGACGACUGAAGAGCUCGCAAUGUACUCAAGACCGAGUCCCCAGAACUUCAAUGGCCCCUUCUUCAUGGGAAGUCCUGACGAUCCAAACGAUACCAGCAGAGAGAGUCGUGAUCAGGAACUUCACAACUGGUUCUUUGGCGGACUCAAGACCGUGGAACGUCAAAACGAGCACUUCCAUUCUAUCAAGGCAGCACACGACCAGGCACCUGUAGGUGCUCACAAGCCAAAGCCUGGACUCAUCGGAAGCCCCUCGUUCUCUGCACACAAUGGCAAGCGUCAAGAGCCUAUCGGUACUUCUUCCUUCCCUACCAUGAACGGCGAGCGUCAAGAGCCUAUCGGUACUUCUUCCUUCCCUACCAUGAACGGCAAGCGUCAAGAACCCAUUGGAAGUCCUCCCGCGCCUUCGGUCAACGGUACACGCGAAGAGUCAGAACCCUUCAAUGAAGUCACGACACGCCUGUUUAUUUCUGCGCACGAGAGUCUCUCGCAGUAUACUCAAGGCCCUAUCGAACAGCGCCGCGGUUACCUCGCUCCCUUUGGCGAUCCUCCUGAAUGGUGUGUUGACAAGAGUGCAAGCGGUACUAACAGCUUCUUCAGCGAGGACUGGGGUCAGCCCCCCGAGCGCAUCAGCAGGGACUCGCGUUACAGACCCCUCCCUUCUGAGAACAACUCAGGUGCCUAUGAUGGACAUCGUGGAGCCGGCGUCGGUGGAACGCACUCUGCUUCGAACGGAAAGCCCAGAUACAAUUCGAGUCUAAAGUGGUGA
Molecule: messenger RNA, 3222 nt
Organism: Aureobasidium subglaciale EXF-2481
Lineage: Eukaryota; Fungi; Ascomycota; Dothideomycetes; Dothideales; Saccotheciaceae
Exons: 4
Coding region: 1-3222 (1073 amino acids)
Source: RefSeq, a predicted model, not a curated record